AGCAGAGGAGGGACGCAUCGCACCUUCGUCUCCAUUGCCACUCCCUGCUUCUCUCUCUCUUUUCCUCCUCUUGCUCCACCGGGUGGCCACCCACAGCAGUUUACAAGCAGCAGCAGAGGAAGAAGAGGAACAAGAAGGUUUCGGCUGCCUGUUCUGUUCUUGCCGUGAUUGGAAUUCUCUCUUCUUCUUCAUGCCUUGUUGAUCCUGCAAAGACGGCAGAUGAGCAUCAUGGCGUGGUACCCGUUGCCGCAGAGCGGAGGCACACCGUCGGCGCCUGGCGACGAGUUCUUCGACGACCAGCUCAGCGCCGCCGGCUGGCCGCUCUGGAGCUUCGGCUCAUCAGCUGACGACGAUCAUCAUGACAGUCACGGCGCUGGCGGCGCGGCGCGUGCAGAGAAGCACGGCAACGACGACGCGGCGGGGAGUUCUGUCGAACACACCGAGGGCCUCCCGGUGCCGCGCCAGCAGCGCACGCAACCAACAGACGACAUCUUCAUGAGCCAGUUCUCGGACGAGGAGAUGAGGAGGAUGGACGCGCCGUUCGAGGCGCUGGACAUGUUCCCGGGCUCCAUGCACCAGCUGCUGUCCUACGAGAACAUGCUCAGCGGGGUGCUCACCGGCGGCUCAUCGGAGGACGGCCAGCAGGCGGACGCCACGCUCGGGGUGGACACCAUGGACACCUGCGGCUUCCCUCUCUUCAGCCACGACCUGACGCAGAACGCGCCGCCGGAGCUAGUCCCCGAUCUUGUCACGCCUAAGGAUCAUCAUCAGGAUGGGGCGAGCUUUGUGACCAAAAGGAGCAGAGCCGUCGUCGCCGAUGAAGGGAGCGUGUUCUUGGAAGCGAUGGUGCUCCAGGAGCUCGAGGACGUGGUGUUCCAGCUGACGAAGAGGACGCGGGUGUGCUUCCGGGACGCCUUCUUCAGGCUGGCUGAGAGUUCGAGAGCCAAGUGCAGCGCCGCAACCGCAAACGGGACGACGCCUUCUUCUCAAACUGGUGCCCAGCAAGCAGCAGAUCAGGGCAAUGCGUCGUCCAGGUACGUGACGAUGUCAACGCCAUGCUGCCCGGAACGGGAGACGAACGCCAUCGACAGGACGGUGGCGGACCUCACCAUGAAGCUGCCGCGUUCCGUUCCUCUUGAUGAGGUCCGCCGCUGCCCCGACGACGACGACUCAGCGGCGGAGGCGCAGUCCGCAACCACCUCCACCUGGACGACGACGACGACGGCGGCGGCGUAGAAGUAGAAGGGGACUGAUGUGAGGAUGAUCCAUCUUUUUGCCACCUAUAGCGUGAUUUAAGAUUCGGCCAUGGAUUUGCUUGGCGCAGAGAUGUACAUACUUGCGUACUGCUAUUGCAUCUUCUUCCUCUUUUUUUUUUUUAACGAGCUUGCGAGCAGAUGAUGCAGAGAACUGGCUGUUUGUUGUUUAUGCGUUUGUACUUCGUAUACUGAAGUCACUAUCUGAUGCAACUGAACUAGUGGCACCAUUUACGUUUAUAUAGUGGUAUUUGGAACACUGGCAA
Molecule: messenger RNA, 1519 nt
Organism: Sorghum bicolor (sorghum)
Lineage: Eukaryota; Viridiplantae; Streptophyta; Magnoliopsida; Poales; Poaceae
Product: protein LNK3
Exons: 7
Coding region: 220-1236 (338 amino acids)
Biological process (GO): circadian rhythm; regulation of DNA-templated transcription
Source: RefSeq, a predicted model, not a curated record